AUGGCGCCCAAAGAAACCAAGUUCAAGGUGGCUGCCGCACACGCGGCGCCUGUCUUCAUGGACAAAGCCGCCACCAUCAAGAAGACAAUCCGCCUUAUCGAACAGGCUGCAAAGGACGACAUCAAGCUCUUAGUGUUCCCUGAGACCUUCAUUCCUGGCUAUCCUUACUGGAUUGAAUGUUACCCACCCCUAAAGCAGGUCGCUGCUUUGGCAAAAUACGCCGAAGAGAGCGUCGUGGUGGAGCCGAACGGAGAGGAUGUGAGUGCCAUCCAGGAUGCCUGUCGCAGGACCGGUGUAGCCAUCAACCUGGGCGUCUGCGAACGUGUCGCCAACGGCUAUACGCUGUUUAACACCCAAGUCAUUAUCGAUAGUGACGGCACUAUACUCGGUGUUCAUCGGAAGCUCCAGCCAACCUAUGUCGAGCGCAUGGUGUGGGCUCAGGGCAACGGCAGCACAUUGCGCAACUGGCCAUUGUCGCUCGGGUACAACCUCGGAGGUCUCGCGUGUUGGGAGCAUACCAUGAACGGCGCACGCCAGGCCCUUAUUACACAGAACCAGCACAUUCAUGCGGGAGCUUGGCCGGCAUUAUCCACCAUGGCCGGCUUCGAAGCCGUUGCCGAUGCGCAGAUCGAGGCGUUGAUGAAGGCCCAUGCCCUGACUGCCCAAGUCUUCGUCAUCACUGCUUCCAACUACGUCGACCAACAGUGCCUCGACUGGAUGGAAGAGAACCUCGGAAAGCAGGAUCUCGUCAAGGCUGGCGGCGGCUGGUCUUCUGUCCUCCAUCCGUUCUGCUCGUACAUCGCUGGUCCGCACACGGGCGGGGAGGAGAAGUUGGUGCAGGGCGAGAUUGACUUCUCGCACAUGGGGUCGGUAAAGGUAUGGAUCGAUGCGGCAGGCCACUACCAGCGUCCCGAGAUUCUGCAGUUCGCGUUCGAUGCGCGCCCGCACUGGGCUGAUGAAAAGACCGAUCGCUUCAAGGUGCGUACUGAUGACAAGAAGUCGGACACUGAGAGUGGUUACUCGUCUCAGAGUGAGGUGAGGUCAAACUAG
This is a messenger RNA of Alternaria ventricosa, 1050 nucleotides long. RefSeq lists its product as uncharacterized. Bases 1 to 1050 code for a protein of 349 amino acids. The record is from RefSeq and is a predicted model, not a curated record. NCBI's taxonomy places the organism in Eukaryota, Fungi, Ascomycota, Dothideomycetes, Pleosporales, Pleosporaceae. The transcript is spliced from 2 exons. Gene Ontology annotation, molecular function: catalytic activity.